Puccinia triticina is the source of this 312-nucleotide messenger RNA. RefSeq lists its product as uncharacterized. Lineage: Eukaryota; Fungi; Basidiomycota; Pucciniomycetes; Pucciniales; Pucciniaceae. Bases 1 to 312 code for a protein of 103 amino acids. The record is from RefSeq and is a predicted model, not a curated record. The transcript has a single exon.
AUGCUUCUCUCUUCAGCCAGUCUCCCCUCCAUCAGCUCUCGUGACCAUUCCUCGUUGGUGGCCAUGACCAUCAUCGGACACCUCAUCAACUCUACCCACCUGCCCCUGCCAACGAGUGUGACCGAGGGUCUGGCGAAUGCGCUGCUCAAGCAGGAGAUCUGGGUCUGGUCCAAUCUGACCGUCUCUUCUCCAACUCCACGAGACGCCCACCCAGACUCUACUGUUUGUGCCGAUGUGCAAAGACGGCGACAUGCUCAAGCUGAACCUGCACGAGCAUACAAGCUCUACAGGCUCUUUGCCUGGCCCUCCUGA